This is a messenger RNA of Ascoidea rubescens DSM 1968, 766 nucleotides long. RefSeq names its product endopeptidase catalytic subunit (gene IMP2). NCBI's taxonomy places the organism in Eukaryota, Fungi, Ascomycota, Saccharomycetes, Ascoideales, Ascoideaceae. Gene Ontology annotation, molecular function: serine-type endopeptidase activity. Gene Ontology annotation, cellular component: membrane; mitochondrial inner membrane peptidase complex. The record is from RefSeq and is a predicted model, not a curated record. Gene Ontology annotation, biological process: mitochondrial respiratory chain complex assembly. The transcript has 2 exons. The coding region runs from base 147 to 671 and encodes 174 amino acids.
AUAACUUCCAGAGCGGAUACUGCCGUUUUUGAACGUGCCAAACCGUUGAGGAUUUUUUCGGUUUAUGGAGAAAAGCUUUGGGUCUUUUAGCGUGUAUCUCACAAGUUUGUAAUGAGAACUAGGACAGUAGUGCUAUACCACCCUAAAUGUUUCUUCGAAAUCCUUAUUUGAAAUCCUCGAUCAAAGGUGCUGGUAUAUUUAUUUCCUGGAUACCUGUUGUAUUGGUGAUAGAUAAAUAUUUUUAUUCUGUAUCCAGUGUGAGUGGUUCUUCAAUGCAGCCUGCGUUAAAUCCAUUUCUUACCAGAAAGGACUGGAUUUUUGUGAAUAAGUUAUCUUUGAAUGAUCUAAACAAUAUCAAAGUGGAUGAUGUGUUGCUCAUAAGGUCUCCUACAAAUCCCAGCAAAAUUGUGAUUAAACGAGUUAAGGGAGUUCAGGGGGAUGUAAUCAGAACAAGAUAUCCAUAUUUAAGAAAUAGAUGUACUAUACCAAAAAAUCAUUUGUGGUUAGAAGGUGACAAUAUUCGUUCGAUUGAUAGCAAUACAUAUGGUCCUGUGUCAACUGGAUUAGUUAUUGGAAGGGCAGAAAAGAUUAUAUAUCCCUUUGAUAGAUUUGGUGACAUUCCCCAAGGGGGAAGAGAAGCAAGAUUAUCAAAAUUGCGUGCUAUAGGAUAAAUUGAACUAAUCAUUUUAAAAUGACUUUGUUAAUUUGAAUUUUUCUUAUUCUAAAUGGUUUGAAAGAUAUUUGCAUUAAUUGAAUUUUUGUUUUU